GUAGAUAGGAAUUGCUAUUUAUAGUAGUAUUUGUAUUAUUUGGCAUCGGAUGCGGGAUAGACGUCAAUCUCAAGGAUUGAGCUGGUUAUUCGUGCCUUUACUAGCUGAAUAUUCUUACUUGAAUAGAGUACGCAGGAAAAGUGGGUUUAACUGCAGUACUCUUCAUCUCAAGUUUCGAAGGUUGAGGUUCCACGUGAACGUUUCCAAGAUGGAAGCUGCUGGUUCUCGAGACACAAGUUUACUCAUUAUUGGCGCUGGAGAAUUGGGGAAGAGAAUUGCGUUUCAGUGGAAAAGUAGAUUCGCAAGUCAAAGUAGAGUAGUAGGAGAAACGCGUACUUCUAGGAACCAUUCGGAACUGAACCAGAUGGGUGUGGAGCCUCGUCUUCGCCAGGACCCUCAACCAGAGCCAUUUUCUUACGUAGUCUUCUGUGCAAGUCCAAGAGGUAACUCUAGUUACGUAGAUGAAGUGAGAAGAGCAAUAUCUUUGUGGAAGGGAGACGGUAAUUUUGUAUUUACUUCCAGUGGUUCGGUCUAUCAACAGAAUAAUGGUGAGAUGGUUGAUGAACGGACUGCCACUGCAAGUGUUCAAGAUUCGAAUGCUUCUUCUCAAGCUCUGUUAAUUGCUUGUGAGAAUGAAGUUCUUCAAUCUGGAGGUAACGUAAUUCGUCUGGCUGGUCUAUACAGCAAAGAACGUGGUGCACACGCGUAUUGGUUACGUACGGGUCAAGUGAAAGGCAAUCCAACGGCGCUAGUUAAUCUGAUCCAUUAUGAUGAUGCUGCAAAUUUAGUUAUUUGUGUGCUUUGUCGCCAAGACUUGCGCAGUGAGAUAUUAUUGGGUUGUGAUAGUCAUCCUAUUUCUAAACAGGAUAUUUGUCGAUGGGGACAAAAGUUGGAUAUUUACAGAAAUCUACCAUUCCCUAGUUUUGUAGACAAUCACGAUAGUGGUAAAGGGAAAAUUUAUAACAAUACUUUUACUAGAACAACUCUUUCUGAAUGGAGUUGCAAAUACAAGUCAUUUGAAGAUUUUGUUGUUCAACAAAAUUCAUCGUCAGUUGGUAACAAAUGAAACGACCGAAGGUUUAUACUCUUCAAGUAUUAUUCUCCACUGCGUUGUUUCGGUAGAAGAAAUGGUUUGUUUUAUCU
Molecule: messenger RNA, 1143 nt
Organism: Galdieria sulphuraria
Lineage: Eukaryota; Rhodophyta; Bangiophyceae; Galdieriales; Galdieriaceae
Exons: 1
Coding region: 50-1066 (338 amino acids)
Source: RefSeq, a predicted model, not a curated record